Messenger RNA from Cucurbitaria berberidis CBS 394.84, 2352 nucleotides. RefSeq lists its product as uncharacterized. Gene Ontology annotation, molecular function: sequence-specific DNA binding; DNA-binding transcription factor activity, RNA polymerase II-specific; zinc ion binding. The transcript is spliced from 6 exons. The record is from RefSeq and is a predicted model, not a curated record. Lineage: Eukaryota; Fungi; Ascomycota; Dothideomycetes; Pleosporales; Cucurbitariaceae. The coding region runs from base 1 to 2139 and encodes 712 amino acids. Gene Ontology annotation, biological process: positive regulation of transcription by RNA polymerase II; DNA-templated transcription. Gene Ontology annotation, cellular component: nucleus.
AUGAACGACCAGCCGUCGCCUUUUGGCCACAUGGACGACGAAAGGAGGUCUUCGUCGCCCAAGCGCAAGAAGAUUCGCCAAAAAUACGCCCCCAAAGCCUGCGUCUCGUGUAGACGAUCGAAGCUCAAGUGUAGCGGGGAGAACCCAUGCCAGCGAUGCAUCGACAACGGAAAACGCUGCUUCUACUCAGAAGACCAAACGGCUGCCGAAGCCCUGCAAAACCUCAGUCGACCCACGCCCGCACAACAACCACUCUCGUCGCUUACCAACGGAAAUGGCCUAUCGCGAAGGAACAUAAUGCCGCGCCACGAAAGCACUGAAAGAAGAGCGAGCGACGCCAGUGUUCUCAGCAUGACAAUGGAAACCCGCAUGGCUCGCAUCGAGUCCAUGAUGGAGGCCCUUAUACACGAGCGAGGCAUGGCUAUGACACCCAUGGGGAGCAUUGAGCGCGAGAAUAGCAAUGAAGGGCUGCGGAGCGAUGCUGCCUUCGCUCUGCCGCUUCUCGAUCCUAUCAACCCGGCCCUUGCCCAGAUGGAACAGCAGUCAAAUAUACCAUACGAAUCGCCCGACUGGAGGCACCCUCUUCCUCAAUUUGAGGACCAUUCGAACAGCGCUGAACCGCCCGUCACCAUACGCCUAGGUAGUCGUGCAUUACCCUUCCCUCGACUCAUCGACUACCGGAAAUAUAUGAGCCAAUUCUUCGGCGAUCUCCACCUACGACACCCAUGCAUUGAGGAAAGCGAGUUUCGCGCCUUUGGUGAGCGCAUACUGGCUAUUGGAGUUGUGCAGACAGGCGACGUCUUCUUCCUAGCCCUGAACUACGCCAUCUUCGCCUGCUGCGAGGUGCUGCUGGAGACCUCACCACGUUCUCCCAGCGGCAAACCUAAUGGUUGGCAUUGGUUUCAAAUAGCAGACGAUCUAGUCGACAAGAGAACACUGCUUACUGGUCCGGGUGAUCUGGCUCUGAUUCAGCUCCUGCUUUUCCAGGCCUUGUACCUUAAGUUUGCCGACGUCCCCAGCUCAGCCUACACGACCAUUGGCCUCGCCAGCAGAUUGGUUUUCCAAUACGGCCUGCAUCAACAACGCUCACUUUCUCAUCUCGACCCAGAGCAGUUAUACACUCAUGUGUGUGUCUUCUGGAACGUAUUCGCCGCUGACCGCUGCAUCUCGUUGUCAUGUGGCCGCCCGUACUCGAUCCGUGAGAAAGAUAUCAACAUUGAGCUUCCCAUGGAUGUGUUCAACAAGGUCCUGCUUCACCGACAACCUCCCUUCGAGUCUGACCCGAGACAUUACAUUAAUCUAUACAUGAACUACACGACUCUGUUGGCCCAUCGUGCCGGUUACAUAUGGGAUACGAGCAUUGUCGCAAGAUCGCCAAACAGUAGGCUUGAUGGCGAUAGCAUCGCGAUUAUCGACGCCCAAAUCAGCCACUUCCUGACCAACGAGUUGACUACUAUGCACAUUCCCCACCCUCGAGGAAUGCAGUCCAAUGCUUAUAAUAAGACUGCAAUGCUGCUCAACAACAACAACAUCACGCUCUUGUUGCGCCAUCGGGAAAUGACCUCCCUUCAGUAUGACGGUAACUGCGCUCAAGAAUUUGGUGGCCUCGCGCUCGACUCGAUGUCCCACCUUAGCGGCUUCAUUGACACAGCGCAAAACGCCAGUCCCACCCCGAAACACCGUAGUUUCCGGCAUAAUAUGACUUCCUCCGUCGCUGGUGCUCUUCUUAUCUUGUGCGCCCUGCUUGUGCGCGACCUCUCCGCUCCCGAUCUGAACCUCCAACACAACUACCCCGCAUACGUCAACGGCUUCCAGGACGGCUUCGCCAUGCUGGACAUGCUCAGGUAUAAGUCUUCCUAUGCCCGACGUGUACUGGAAGAGUUUGCGUCGCUCCGUGGUGUGGUAGCGACGCUCAUUCAAGAGUUCACGCCUGAUCGGCAGAUCCAAGGCGGAUUCCAGCACGUAGAAGCACUUCUCCCGCCGAAUAUCGCCGACCUGUUUCCCUACCACACUUUGACGCCGUCUUUGCAAGCACUUACGUCGAGUCCUGGUGAGCCAACACUCCCGGUGGGACAGGACUCGAGUGCAUGGGACAAUGUCGAGCCAAGCAUAAGUGGAGGAGGCGUUUUGUGGCUUUGAUGACUUUGAUAAUAUCAAUGCUUUGUCAUGCCUCCGAGUUGGACCAUGUCAUAGCCGUUGCCUAUGCGUAGGCUUUUCCAAAUUAGGCGUUGAGGGGUGGAUGGCUGUCUCACUCUAGCUUUUUUAUUUAAGGUUGCAUAGAUACCCCCAUUACACAGCGUAGGCCCAAGGAGGGCGUUAAAGGCUCAAAAAUUCAAUAUCGAGUUCGCUGCU